AAGAAGUAACUCCAAAUAUAAUCUUACAGCUCAAAAAUAUUACCAUAUAAAUCAUAUGGUAAUACUUGUGAAGUACACAACGAUGCAAAGCAAUGCCAUAAAUAUAUCAGUACAACAACAAACCUACAGUGAAGUUUAAAAGAAACAAGAUUUGGGAAGCAAAGAGGGACUCAAGGCAGCUAUUUUAUUUUAUGUAAAGUAAUUUUUCAUAGAAGUUUGUUGUGAUUGAAUGUAGAAUCGAUAUGUCAGAUACGUUAAAUACACCACCAACAUAUGCGUGGGUAUGGAAUGCGUUUUCAAAAAAACUCGCAGGAACUGUAACGAAGCCCACAUUGAAUCCUCCAAACAAUGUUUACGUUGAAGAAGUGAAUCCUGAGGAUGAAGAAAACAAGAUUCCCGAGGAUAGUUUAAGGCCUAUGGAUGCGCUUACACCUACAAAACAGAAGAAUGGGCAAAAUGGUAUUUUGAAGACGCCUGGCACGUUACAAAUCAAGAAGUCAGUGAAUUUUAAAGAUCAUCUUGGUGAUGACUCGCUGAACCGAGAGUUGCAAUCAAAAAAAUAUGAAAAAGAGGAUAUAGAGAAUAAUCGGAGACACAAAAGUCGAUUCAGUGACGAUUUCGACUAUGAUUUUGAGGAUAAGUAUUUCUCUCAGCCUUCAUCCAAGCAGCUUGCCUAUAAAUUAAGUCGAGUAGCUAAAAUGGAAGGUAAAAACGAAAACUUUAUUAACUCUAGACAAAAGGAAGUACAUAGGUUUCCACUGAAGCACGGCAAACAAGAAGAAGCUCGUUCUGUGGAUGGUCAUGGAUUGCUACGCGAUCAGGGUAACCUAAAGUUCAAUAUGGAGUCGAAAAAAACGCUGCAUACCACAGAAGCAAAGAUGCCAAAACCAGAAUCUUCGGAUACUAAAGAGGAAAAUUCGGAGUGGUCAAAGCUAAUCAAGGAUUGUUUUCGGGAUGUAGUAAACAAUAAUCGAAAAAUGAAAAAUAUCAUACACGAUGUUUUGGUUGACACGUCGCACUUAGUUAACUCAACUGAAAUUCCGGAUGAAGUUGACUACACGAUAAACCUAGACGAUCCUAUGUCUUCGUCGGGAAAAUACUGGAAACAAAAAUUUGGUUUGCUUGAAACCGCUCACAGUGACUUGGAAGAAGAAUUGAGUAAAAUAAGGGAAAGGGUAGAUGCUAUAAUGAUGGAGAGGCAGGAAGAAAUUUCGUUUUGGAAAAGAAGAUGCAAAUUACUAGAAGCGGAAAAUGAUCGAAUCUCUCGUUUGCAAAGGAAUCAUGAAUUAAAAUUUUCCGAACCUCAAACAUAUAUCGAUCCAAAACCAAAAGACAAUUAUUCAAUAACCAAUGAUUUGGAAAUUCCUCAACGGGAGAAUAGUCUGUUUCAGCCCAACGUCCCAGAAAGAACCACGAAAUCUAGAAAGCCCUCCAAUAUUACUUUUUCUAAUCCGUUAGAUAUGUCAUAUUUGGCAGCAGAGAUGUUGUCCCACUCGGCGAAGAAGAAGCAAUCCAACGAUAGUUUCUUCAACUUCGGGGACGGUGCUGGUCCGAUUUCGUCUACUCCUGUAUCCGCAGCUUCCAAAGUUCGACAAAGGUUAUUACAUGCGACUCAAACUCCGACCCCAGUACCCGUGACGAACCGAAGAAAAGAACCUCAGAUCAAGCCAAGUGAAAUUGAAGAUUCUUUCAUGCCACCCAUGGGUUUACUAUCCAAAAACCAUGAGCUAGCCGACCGACAACUUGCCCAUCAAAAAGAGCCCGUGAACACAGAUUUUCUGCGCGGGGCUCCUUCUAUGCGAAACAGGCAGAAAUUUACGCUUACUGAAAUCCUACCUUAUGAGCAGGAAUUACAACCCAAAACUUCAUCAAAAGCUACUGAACUAACGGCUGAGCAAAAGCUUUCAAAGGAGCGCUCGGCAAAAGCUAGGAUUCGUUUGGAAGAAAGAAGGCAGAAAAGAGGAAUUGCCUGAAAAUCUAACUUGAAUGGUCUUACUGUAGUGAUGAUACUUUUAUGACUUUGAUUUUGAUGAUAAUGGGUUAUGAACGACGCUAGUGAUCCUCUAAUAAGUAUUUUAAGUAUUUUUGUUUUGAAUGAAAAAAUG
Schizosaccharomyces octosporus yFS286 is the source of this 2105-nucleotide messenger RNA. RefSeq names its product spindle pole body protein Cut12. The record is from RefSeq and is a predicted model, not a curated record. Lineage: Eukaryota; Fungi; Ascomycota; Schizosaccharomycetes; Schizosaccharomycetales; Schizosaccharomycetaceae. The transcript has 2 exons. Bases 243 to 1973 code for a protein of 576 amino acids.